AUGGCUGUAUCCGUGGCUGGGCUGAUCGCAGUCAUCGUCUUCUAUGUGGCCAUUCUGGUGGUGGGAAUCAUUGCAGGCCGGAAAACUACACGUACUCAAGACACGAACGAGAUGUUUCUGGCCAACCGGAACAUGGGGGCGCUAGUAGCAUUUUUUACCUUGACAGCAACGAUGGUUGGGGGAGGUUUUAUUAAUGGAACAGCGGAAAUGAUGUACACUUCGGGGUUUGUAUGGGUCCAGGCACCCAUAGGAUACAAUCUGGCUCUCAUUAUAGCACGUUUUGUUUCAUUGCAGGCGGUUUCCUUCUUUGCCGAGAAAGUCAGGCGUUCUGGUUACGUGACUAUGUUUGAUCCUUUCCAGAACAAGUAUGGUACGCGGAUAGGAGCAUUACUAUUUAUCCUCAGUUGCUGGGAGAUUUGUUCUGACGGCAUCCAUACUAUCCGCUCUUGGUGCGUCGUGUCCGUCAUUCUGGGUCUUAACGCCACCAUAUCCAUCAUCAUUUCGGCCUGUAUCGCUGUAGCGUACACUUUCCUGGGUGGUCUGUAUUCCGUGCGUUACACAGACGUCCUGCAGAUGAUAUGCAUAGCAUUAGGAUUGUUUCUAGCCUUCCCUUUUGCUUUGACAAACGACGCUGUGGAUCUGAGCACUUUAUCUGUCCGGUGGAGAGGAGAGGUGAGGACAUCAGAGAAGAUAGGUCUCUUCCUGGACAGCUACCUUCUUCUCAUUAUGGGCGGAAUUCCAUGGCAGACUUACUUCCAGAGAGUGCUGGCUUGCAGGACUCCACAGAUAGCUAAGUGGGCAUCAGUUGGUGGCGGAAUAGCAGCUGCCAUACAGGCGAUACCACCCAUGGCGAUUGGAGCCGCAGUUAUGGCAGCAGAUUUGAAUCAAACAGAAUACCGAGGACCGAUACCUAUUACCGGACCAGAGAGGAGUCUGAUCUUGCCUAUAGGCUUACAGUACCUUUGUCCCACGGCGGUGUCAGUGAUCGGCCUGGGGGCAGUGUCCGCCGCGGUCAUGUCGUCAGCCGACUCUUGUAUACUCUCCACAAGCUCCGUCUUCGCUCACAACAUAUGGAGAAACAUCUUACGACCCAAUGCGUCAAACUCUGAGCUGAUCUGGGUAUUGAGAGUUGGCAUUCUUAUCGCCCGCAUACUGGGUUCGUUGAUCGGAAUAGUUGUGACCACGGUCUACGGCCUGUUUUUCCUCUGUUCAGACCUCAUUUACGUCAUCAACUUUCCACAGCUGGUCAGCGUCCUAUGGAUCCGCGUAUCCAACAGUUAUGGCUGUAUCGCUGGAUACCUCGUGGGUUUCUUUCUGAGGAUAACGGGCGGCGAGCCACUCAUCGGGAUACCCAGCCUCAUCAAGUAUCCGCUAUACGAUGAGGUCAUGGGGCAGCGGUUUCCGUUCAAGACAUGCGCAAUGCUAUGCAGUUUGUUCACCAUAUUCGCCGUGUCUUACGUCACUGAUUAUGUUUUCCGUAAUGGAAUUCUGGAUAGAAAGUUUGAUUUCCUUAACUGCGCUGUACGGGAAGAUGAACGACCUGAGGCUCUCCGAGAUAGUGAUAAAGAUGGCGAUAAACGUGCACCUUUGGCUACAGAAAAUAUCUCACUUAACCCUAUGUGAAGUUUUUAUUUCUGACAAUGCCUCCAAAAACAAUGUGCAUGUACCUCUCACAUUUUCAAGCACUUUCGGAAGUGAUAUAUUACGUGUAAUACACCAAAUGUACUAAUGCCAUCCUACCGUCAUACAUGUGCAUGCCUUGGUCAAAAGUGUAUUAACUAAUACUGGUAU
Liolophura sinensis is the source of this 1791-nucleotide messenger RNA. Its product is annotated as high-affinity choline transporter 1-like. Gene Ontology annotation, cellular component: plasma membrane. Gene Ontology annotation, molecular function: choline:sodium symporter activity. Lineage: Eukaryota; Metazoa; Mollusca; Polyplacophora; Chitonida; Chitonidae. The record is from RefSeq and is a predicted model, not a curated record. Gene Ontology annotation, biological process: choline transport; transmembrane transport; acetylcholine biosynthetic process.